CGCCGAGACCCCGCCGCCGCCGCCGCCGCCCGGCCCCAGGAAGAGAAGUUAAACUUCUAGAGAAACCUAAUGGACAAUCUUCACAACAGAUGAUAACAAAAAAUAAUCCAGAUGGGGUGCAGGUGCUGUAAAAUGAUACAAAGCUAUCUCUUCGACCCAGUUCAAGUGCCCUCCCCGGGCUAUGUCAACGAAGUGAGCAGCUGCAAGCUGGAUGAAGAGGACCCUGUUAAAUUAAAAGGCAAACAGAGCGGCGAGGUCCUGGUGCAUACACAUGACCUUCAGAGGGAGGGCCUGAGGAGGACGGGGAGCAGAAGCAGGAGAGCUGGGCCGCAGGAGCCCUGCUGGCCUCCCCAGGGGCCGCACCCUCCAGGGGACACGGGAGGGGGGCCCUGUGCGGAGAAGACUGGUGGUGCCGUCAAUGGCAUUGGGCCCGCUGGGGACCCUGGGCCCCCCCAGGGUGGCACGGGCUCCUGGGCCAGUACCGCCAACAGCGUGCCCCCAGCUCACCCCUUCCUCGAAAGAGGGGACGCCAGGGAAACGGACCGUGCGCUGCCGGCCUCGGGAGAGACCCGAGUCAUCGGGAAUGGAGACUCCAGAGUUUCUUCGGAGGCUGAGUGUCCUGCCGUGGACGUCCCGGACCAUGUCCCCCAGAUACCAGCCCCGGACUACCCUCCACACCGGGGCUCGGCUGGAGACCACGUGGAUCACGGAGAGAAAGGGGAGGUUUUCCAGGGCCAUCCCGAGGAGGAGCACCGGGAGGAGGAAGCGCGCCCAGGCGCGCGGGAGCCGGGGUUGGACCUGCCCUGCUCCUUCCCGGGGAAGAGAAGCUGGGAUUCCGUAAACGGGGCCGUGGCCGCAGAGGUCCUGAGCGUCCACCUGAAAGAAGAGGACCCCGCCCCGGCCGCGCCGGUGGCCGAUUGGAGAAACGGGUGGGAGGACGCCCGCGGCAUCCCCGGAGACGCGAGUGGGGAGGCGGAGGAGGAAGACGCGGAGGUGGCGGAGGCCCUGGCGGCCCUGGCAGCGGCCACGGCGGGAGAAGACGUGGACGACGUGGAUUAGGGGCGGGGAUUUGCGCGUGCA
Molecule: messenger RNA, 1080 nt
Organism: Eptesicus fuscus (big brown bat)
Lineage: Eukaryota; Metazoa; Chordata; Mammalia; Chiroptera; Vespertilionidae
Gene: PGCKA1
Product: chromosome 2 C4orf19 homolog
Exons: 4
Coding region: 112-1059 (315 amino acids)
Source: RefSeq, a predicted model, not a curated record